Molecule: messenger RNA, 3195 nt
Organism: Ilex paraguariensis (yerba mate)
Lineage: Eukaryota; Viridiplantae; Streptophyta; Magnoliopsida; Aquifoliales; Aquifoliaceae
Source: the annotation of a GenBank genome assembly
AUGUCAACUUCAUCUGUCCGCCUGAUGAAAGAACGAGGUGGUGGCGGAGGCAAAGUCACCGCAGCGGCACCGCCGAUGCCGACGUCAGCAAAGCCUUCAAAAACCUCAACCCCAGUCUCGCAGAAAUCGACCUGUAUCGGCGGGAAGGAAAACCCCAGACCCACAUCCAGGGUUCGGGCGGCGACGUCGACGGUGGUGACAUCAUAUCAGAAGCCAAUUAUUCCACCGAUGCCACGGAUCGACAAGGACAGGAAUGCUGGAUGUGAAAAUGUAGAGUCACGUGUCAGAAAGUCGACGUCGUCAGUGCUGAGAGGUAGGAGCUCUAGCCCUUCUGAAUUCACAAGGGUUUUAUCUGAUUUGAGAAAGAAAAAUACUAGUAGUUUGUCUAGGGUUUCGUCUGUGGAUCGUCGUGGUGAAAAGGGUGCGUUUUUUAGUGGUGUUUCUGUAAAAGAUGUGUACAAAAAAGGAAAUUUGAAGCAUUUGACUGUAAAUGGAACUGAAAAAUGUGAGAAUGGGAUUAGGGUUUUGAACGGUUCGGAGAAAAGCAGUGAAAUUCAUAACGAAGUGGAGUCAAACCGUAGAGAAAAUGGGAGUUCAAGGGUUGAUGCUUUGGGGGAAAUUGUGGAAAAGAAGGGGGAUUUUGGGUGUUUGAAUGCGAAAGUGAAUGCAAAAUGUGAAAAGAGGGUUAGAGUAAUUGAGGCAUUGAAAGAUUCAAGGAAAUGUGUAGAGGGUUUGGAGGAAAGCAGCGAAAUUCUUAAGGACGUCAUAGUGAAGCCUCAAGAAAAUGGACAAUUUGGGGUUAAGAUGUUAGAGGAUUGUACAAAAGAAGUAAAUUUAAGCACACAACUGAAUAAGUCAUGCUUAGACAGUGUUCAUGAUAAGUCUAAUUUGGAAAAUGAUGUGAAGAUUUUGGAUAAUGUUCGGGUUUUCAAAGAAUUGAAGGGAAAAUUUUCCAUGGAAAAGCGUGAGAAUGGUGGUGAUUUGGGUUUGAAAGAUUCUGGUGGGAAAUUGUUGAAUGGAUUGAGGGAUUCAGAGGUUUUGAAAGAGAAGGGCAUUAACAAGUACCCAAGUAAGCUUCAUGAAAAACUUGCAUUUUUGGAAGGAAAAGUUAAGAGGAUUGCAACAGAUAUCAAAAGGACUAAGGAGAUGUUAGAUAUGAAUAAUCCGGAUGCAUCAAAAGUGAUACUAACAGACAUUCAAGAGAAGAUUUCGGGGAUUGAAAAGGUGAUGGGGCAUGUUGUGAAUGGUGCUGAUGGGAACAUGGGUUUUGCCAAAGCUUAUGGAAAUGAUGAUCGAGAGGUUAAAACAUCACAGAAGAGCCAAGAUAAACAAGUAAAUCAAGGGAAAACUUCGGUUAAGGGAUUGAACACCGAUGAAUUAGAAGCAAGAUUCUUUCCUCAUCACAAGUUACUUCGAGACCGGACAUCAUUGAAACCGUCAUUAGGAAGCUCUCAAGCUGAAGACAAAUUUGUUGAAUUCAGUAGUGAAUUGGAAGUAGAGGAAAAGUCAUUGAGUCCCAUCGAUGAGAACUCUAUUGCGUUAGAGUUCUUGGCUUCUCUGAAUAAGGAGAAAUCCAAGGUUACCUCGAGGGUUGGGGAUGUUGGUGCAGAGUUUUGUAAAGUUUCGGAAAUGAAUGAUGCUGUGAUUUUAGCAGCAGAAGAUUCUUCUUCAAAUGUGUUCAAUGGAAUAGGUCCUGUUGAGCUUGUGCUCACGACCAACGAAAGGCUUGACGAAUUUGAUGAGCAAGAGAAUAGACCAACAAUGACAAUCGAAGUGGAGACUGAAGACAAUUCCAUCUUUCAAUUGAAUGACAUUGGCCGUAAGGCCUCAACUGGAGGAUGGUUUGUGUCGGAGGGAGAGUCAGUUCUUCUUGCUCAUGAUGAUGGCUCAUGUUCCUUCUAUGAUAUUGCCAACUGUGAGGAAAAGGCUGAAUACAAGCCUCCAGUUGGAAUCUUGCCUAAUGCAUGGAGAGAUUGUUGGAUAAUCCGCGCACCUAGUGCAGAUGGUUGCUCUGGUAGAUAUGUUGUAGCUGCUUCGGCUGGGAAUGCAAUGGAGCCAGGUUUUUGCUCAUGGGAUUUCUAUACUAAGAAUGUGUGUGCCUUUCAUACUGAGAACGGGAGUUCUAAUACAAGAACGGCCCUUGGUCCUCUAUCAAAUAAUACUGUACACAGACGAAACACUUUGUCCAUUGUCAUGGCCCCAGAAAAUCGCCAAUGGUGGUAUAAACCUUGUGGGCCUCUUAUUAUCUCAACAGCCAGUUGCCAGAGGGCUGUGAGGAUCUACGAUGUCCGUGAUGGAGAGCAGAUCAUGAAAUGGGAUGUCCAGAAGCCGGUGUUAGCAAUGGAUUACUCGAGCCCUUUGCAAUGGAGAAAUAGGGGAAAGGUGGUUGUCGCAGAGGGAGAAACUAUUUCUUUAUGGGAUGUGAGCUCUCUCACUCCUCAGGCGUUGCUGUCUGUUUCUUCAUCUGGUCGAAAAAUUUCGGCACUUCAUGUUAACAACACUGAUGCUGAACUAGGCGGAGGAGUUAGGCAGAGAGUAAGUUCAUCUGAAGCAGAAGGACAUGAUGGCGUGUUCUGCACCCUUGAUUCAACUAAUGUAUUAGAUUUCCGCCACCCAUCUGGUGUAGGUGUUAAGAUACCUAAACAUGGUGUAGAUGUGCAGUCAGUUUUCUCUCGUGGAGAUUCCAUCUUUCUUGGGUGCACCAAAUUAAGGUCAGCAGGGAAAAUGCAGUCCUGCUCCCAGGUGCUACAAUUCUCGUUGCGCAAACAGAGGCUUCUCAACACUUAUGCAUUGCCAGAAUCAAAUGCUCACUUCCACCACACAGCCAUCACACAAGUUUGGGGAAAUUCAAACCUUGUUAUGGGAGUUUGUGGGCAGGGUCUAUUUGUUUUCGAUGCCUUGAAGGAUGAUGGACUGCAACCAUUCACCAUUGAUUAUGGGAACAUGCAAAAUGUUAGAGAGACUAUUGGACCAGAUGACUUGUACUCUCCUUCCUUUGAUUACAUGGCAUCUCGAGUUCUCCUCAUAUCAAGAGACCGUCCAGCACUGUCGAGGUUCUUGUCAUAGCCUCAUAGGUAUUAUAUAUGCUUAAGGACUUAUUUAUCAUGUUGUCCUGAGAACUGUUAGCAUGGUAAGCUUUGUUUUUUUGCCCUGUAACAUAUUGCUUGUUGUGUGUGACAAUAAAAUAAUUCCCUG